Molecule: messenger RNA, 960 nt
Organism: Rangifer tarandus platyrhynchus (Svalbard reindeer)
Lineage: Eukaryota; Metazoa; Chordata; Mammalia; Artiodactyla; Cervidae
Source: the annotation of a GenBank genome assembly
AUGGGUCAGGGGCUGUGGAGAGUGGCCAGAAACCAGCAGCUACAGCAGGAAGGCUACGGUGAGCAAGGCUACCUCAGCAGAGAGCAGAGCAGGAGGGUGGCUGCCAGCAACAUGUCUCACACCAGUCAUCGCAAACACGUCCAGGGGGGCAUUGACAUAUAUCAUCUUCUGAAGACAAGAAAGUCUAAAGAACAGGAAGGAUUCAUUAAUUUGGAAAUGCUGCCUCCUGAACUAAGCUUUACCAUCUUGUCCUACCUGAAUGCAACCGACCUCUGCUUAGCUUCCUGCGUUUGGCAGGACCUGGCCAAUGAUGAACUUCUCUGGCAAGGGCUGUGUAAAUCCACUUGGGGUCACUGUUCCAUUUACAACAAGAACCCACCUCUAGGAUUUUCUUUCAGAAAGUUGUACAUGCAGCUGGAUGAAGGCAGUCUCACCUUUAAUGCCAACCCAGAUGAGGGAGUGAACUACUUUAUGUCCAAGGGCAUCCUUGAUGAUUCACCAAAGGAAAUAGCAAAGUUUAUCUUCUGUACAAGGACACUAAAUUGGAAAAAACUGAGAAUUUAUCUUGAUGAAAGGAGAGAUGUCUUGGAUGACCUUGUAACGCUGCAUAACUUUAGAAAUCAAUUCUUGCCCAAUGCACUGAGAGAAUUUUUUCGUCACAUCCAUGCCCCUGAAGAGCGUGGGGAGUAUCUUGAAACACUUAUAACAAAGUUCUCACAUAGAUUCUGUGCUUGUAACCCUGAUUUAAUGAGAGAACUUGGCCUUAGUCCUGAUGCUGUCUAUGUACUGUGCUACUCUUUGAUUCUACUUUCCAUUGACCUCACUAGCCCUCAUGUGAAGAAUAAAAUGUCAAAAAGAGAAUUUAUUCGAAACACCCGGCGUGCUGCUCAAAACAUUAGUGAAGAUUUCGUGGGGCACCUUUAUGACAACAUCUACCUUAUUGGCCAUGUGGCUGCAUAA